AAUAAUUUCCGACCGGACUCAUCCCUGCUUUCUUUUCUUGCCUGCCUUGGCGACCGGCUCGUUUCAUCCAUGGCUGAACGGAGAGCCGCCGCACAAAUUCUGAGCAGAACCGCGUAGUCUCUGCUUGUUCCCGCCAACGAGACCUCUCUCCUAAGGCUACUGAUCGGAUAUGUCGCAGAAUCCGACUGUUGUCCAGCCGGAGGCAGCGAGAGAUGGCGACCGGACCAGUCUCUCCCACACCUUCAAGUACCUACUGGCGACCCAAUUUCUGUCAAGGGGGAUUCCCUUCAUGUUCAACAUUUGGAUCGUGAGGCAUCUCACCGAGGAGGACUACGCGCUGUAUGCAGUAAAGUUCCAUCUUUUUGUCACCUGCGUUUUGUUUAUCAGCCGGGAGGGGUUCCGAAGAGCGUGCAUGCGAGCGGACAUUCGAUGUGAUAAAUCAUCUGGAGAAAAUGUAGAGAAGCUUUUGAAAGUAGCCUGGGGUUCUCUUCCUCUUGGACUAAUUGUUACAGCUGCAGCAUGUUUUCUGGUGUUUUGGUGGCAAGAACUUAGUUGCUCUGAGCCAUAUGCGAAAGCUAUCCUGAUAAAUGGUCUUGCCUGCAUUUUGGAGCUCUUGGCUGAGCCCCUUUACAUCCUUUCUCAGAACCUUCUGUUGCUUAAGCUGCGAUUGUUAGUGGAGACAGCAGCAACACUUUCUCGUUGCAUUACAAUGUGUAUUCUCAUCGUUAAGCAAAUUGACAUGGAGAAGGGAAUUGUAUUUGCAAUAUCUCAAGUGGCAUAUGGAGCUUGCUUGUUCCUUGGCUAUUGGGGCUUUUUUCUUUCCUUGGGUGCUUUCAGAAAAUCUAAUCUUUUUCCUUUCAGACUGACAAGCUUCUUGAAUUACGACAAACCGCUUAUGAACAUGUCUAUGCUGUUAACCUGGCAAUCAUGUUGGAAAUUGAUACUUCAAGAAGGAGAGAAGAUGGUUCUUGUUUUGUUUGAUACACCAUAUAACCAAGCAGUAUAUGGGCUUGUAGACAAACUAGGGAGCCUAGUGGUGAGGUUGGUUCUUCUUCCCUUCGAAGAGAGCUCCUAUGCAACAUUUGCAAGGUCUGCAUCAGAACUGUGUCCAGAUAAAAGCAGGAAGGUAGCAAAUUCCCUUACAGAGGCCUUGAAACUCGUUCUGUUAGUUGGUCUUGUUUUCAUUGGUUUUGGUCCGAGCUACUCCUACUCUCUCAUAAGGCUGUUGUAUGGUCGAAAAUGGAGUGAUGGAGAAGCCUCAACAGUCCUCCGCUGCUACUGCAUCUAUGUCUUUGUUUUGGCGAUGAAUGGAACUUCUGAGGCCUUCCUGCAUGCAGUUGCUGACAAGAACCAACUCCAUCACUCAAAUGCUUCGUUGUUUGCAUUCUCAUGGGUGAAUGUUUUGCUAAAUGUCCUCUUAAUACACUCAGCUGGUGCAGUUGGCUUGAUAAUAGCCAAUUCAUUGAACAUGUUCUUGAGGAUCGCGUACUCUGGAGCAUUUAUCAGACAAUAUUUCCAGGAACAGGAUCCUUUGUCCUUUUCAUUUCGUAGGUGCUUCCCUUCGGGAGGGACGAUUAUCUUUUGUGUCUAG
Punica granatum (pomegranate) is the source of this 1591-nucleotide messenger RNA. NCBI's taxonomy places the organism in Eukaryota, Viridiplantae, Streptophyta, Magnoliopsida, Myrtales, Lythraceae. The record is from RefSeq and is a predicted model, not a curated record.